Brettanomyces nanus is the source of this 1749-nucleotide messenger RNA. RefSeq lists its product as uncharacterized. The transcript has a single exon. Bases 1 to 1749 code for a protein of 582 amino acids. The record is from RefSeq and is a predicted model, not a curated record. Lineage: Eukaryota; Fungi; Ascomycota; Pichiomycetes; Pichiales; Pichiaceae.
AUGACAGCAUCGUUAAUUCCUCUGAACUGGCAUCACUUUGUUAGAUUCAAUUCAUCUUCACCGUCUUCGUUGAUUGAUUUACUCGAGACAACCAAGACGUACUUUAAGAGGAGCUCCACUCGCUCCAAGAUUGAUUCUCUACUGCACAUCGUCCCCAGGUCUGUCCCCAGGUCUGUCCCCAGGUCUGUCCCCAGGUCUGUCCCCAGGUCUGUCCCCAGGUCUGUCCCCAGGUCUGUCCCCCAGUCAGUCCUCAAGUCAGUUUCUCAGUCAGCCCCCAACUUGGUCCCCCGGUCGGUUGCCCAGUUCGUCCCCCAGAAAAUAACCAUAGGCCUUGUUCACUCUCAAUCGGUCCCCAGAGGUCUUCUUUUAGACUGUCUCAUUGACGAUCCUCUUAGUGGAGACAAGCAAUGGUCUCAUAUAUUUGAUACAUAUCGCAAAACACACCCCUCUAACAAUAUUCGUGUCACUUAUGCCAAUGAAUUUAGUCAAAUCAGCUACGAUACGUUUGGAGUGAAGUCACCAUUCCUCAAUAAGGACUUGAGGCUAGUUGAAGGAUCUCCAGAUAGCUCUGAUCUUCUAAAUCGUGAGUUGUUCAAUGAUAUCGAUCUCAUUGAUAUCAAUGACGGGUUCGAUCCCUCCGAUUGUCAGAUGUAUGUCUAUGUUAAAACCAGACCUUCUGAGGCCUUUGAACCGAGUGGUCACUAUCCAUUUUUGGAGGUUAUUAAUGGGGAGAGAGAAGAUGGUGCUCAUUUUAUAGUGGAAAAUCAUGCCAUUGAAGUUGAUCUUCACAAAAUAAAGCAUGCUAAUCGACUUCUUUCAGAGUCUACUGAGAAUAUUGAUCAGUAUCUUGAACUAUUAACCAACUCCAAUGCUCGUUCUUUACUUUACACGUUAAGUAAUGAAACUAGUGGUUAUAAACCUGUUAUAUUAUUAUUACGCUCGCUUUUAGUCGACCUUAGAGCUGAUCUACGUCGAGAAACGGAUACUUCUACACAGAAUUCCGGUGAUGAAUUGAGUAAACAGAUCGCUGAUUGGUCUCAGAUGUCACAUUUAGAAUUGCAGACCAAAGUUCGUCCAUACAUGGAUGAAAUAAUGAUGGGAAAGUUCACUAAACUCGGUCGAAUUUUAUGGAACUCGGACGAUUUGGCUUCUAUUAUGGCCAAAUAUCUGUUCGAUGACCACUUAGAGGUGAGAACAUCAUUAUUUGGUGUCAAGAAUAGAUGUCAUGGCUCGUUGAUAGACUCCAGCGGCAAUUUGAACUAUCUAGAAGGUAAAAUAGAUGGCAUCUUCCCCCAGGAUCUGCACAAUCCGCAGAAUCCGCAGAAUCCUUCAAGAGAUCCUUUGAAACAAUUAAGAGUUCAUAUUAUUCAAGACAAGUUGCCAGAAUUACAGGGAGUCCUCAAUAGUGUCCUCCUAAAAGAGUCCAUGGAGAUCCCUCUUCCGGUCUUCUGUAUAACUACUUUAGGCUACAUUGUGGAUUUCAUUGAUUUGAAUACUGCUGGCGCUAUCUUUGCCUUUAGUAUCGCAUUGGCUGCUUAUAGAGCGUCGCAUAAAAUCUUCAAAGAGAUGACCUCCUUUAGAGAUUGGUACCUGGACAGUUUGAGAGUUUCUAUCGACAGAAACUUGGUUCAUCUCAACAAUAAGUUGACUCAUAAUAUGGACCAGUACUCCAACCAUGUCGAUAGUAAAGCAGAGUUGAUUGACCAGUUGGAUAGCCAUCUACAACAUCUAGAAAACAUUAAACAUUAA